This is a messenger RNA of Candidula unifasciata, 2244 nucleotides long. NCBI's taxonomy places the organism in Eukaryota, Metazoa, Mollusca, Gastropoda, Stylommatophora, Geomitridae. The record is from the annotation of a GenBank genome assembly.
AUGAGUAAUCCAGGUUCUCCAACACCAAGAGGUCGGGGCAGAGGUCGAUGGAAGGAGAUGUCUUCAAAUGAAAGGGUUACCAAUUGGGUAAACCAAAGAGAAGCAAAAAAAUUGAAUAGGGAACGAUGGGCAAACCAUGUCACUGGAAGUAAUUCUGCGGCAGGAGAUGCAGGGGAUGUUCAAGUGCCAACAAAGCAGGAAGGCAUGGAAAUAGAAUCAAGUCUUGACAGGUCCAAGGCAAAGCGACAGAAUGUUCCACUGUAUGUCCCCCCAUCUCUUCGUGCAAAGAAGGAAUCAGGAAGAAAGAAAGAUCCUUCUGAUUUUAAUCAGGACUGCUGUGCGGCCAAGGGACCUGACAUUGAUGAUAAAAUUCAGAAUGGGAAGAUAGGUAACAGUUCUGAUGUCUUAGUCAGGAAUGACAGCUAUGACAGUGAAGAACAGAAGUCAGUACCUCGUGAAACAAGUCGAUCUAAAGGACGAGGAAGAGGAAGGAAAAAACCAGAAGUUGAGAUUUAUGUACCUCGGGCUUUACGAGGUGCUAAACAUGAGAGUAAAUGUAUUUCUGGAACUCAAGAUUGUAAUGAACUCAAACACAGAAACAUAUGCACAGAAGAGAUUCAGCCAAACACUCUGUUUGCAGAUUGCAACAUUGAUGUAAAUGCUUUAGCUCCGGAGUCUUGUACACAAUCUCCAGAUUUUUCUGAUGCGUGUAUUUCUGAUAAAGUCUCACAAGAUGAAAAUCAACAUUAUUCCAAUAGUCAAUCAGUACAUCAUUAUCAAGCUGGUGGCUCUAAUUCACCAUUCAGUCAUGCUUCCGUAACCAAAAAAGGGAAGUAUGAAACCAACAACAGUCCAGCAGUGCACCAUUAUGAAGUGGAUGCCCCAGCUUCCUCUCCAGACAUAUCUGAUGAACAGCCACAAAAAAAGAGUGCAGGAAAAUCCUUGACAUUUGAAUUCUAUGACCCAGCUGUAGUUGCUUUUUUACCGUCAACCUGUUCUGUCCUGAAUUCUUCAGAUAUAAAUAUGUCAUAUCCCACGGACAAUUCUAGACAGACUCCAUCUGUGCCCCAAGUUUCUGCUUCAUUGCAGCAAAAUGUAACAGAAUUUUCUGACUCAUCAAUAUCAUGUGAUGUUCAUGCUCAAAGGCCAUGUAUUGAUAAUGACCAUCAGGGUCAAGUCUCUGUAGAAAAAGACAUCACACAUAAUGUGUUAGAUGUUUGUGAAAAUACUAAGAGAGAUAGUCAGAAGAGAAGAAUGCUCCCCACAGAUGCAUGUAUAAAUAAGAGUGUUCCAAACUUUAGCAGUGAGCAGAUCUCUGUCAGGGGUUUGCUCAGUUGUCAAGAAAGUAGGGAAGAGAUAUCUAUUGGUUACCAGAAUACUCAAGAAAAUAAUGAACAGAUGCCUACCAAUGACUUAUUUGAUACAUGUAACACUCCAGAAAGUAGUGAAAUGUUAAAACUGCCUGUGAUAGAUGAUUGCAGCAAGCCUGUAUUGACCGUAGAUAGUGCAGCAUAUUUAGAAUGUGAGGCACCAGAAGAGAUGUACAAAGAUUUCAAAACUGUGUCUAAUAAUGCUGAUGGGGCAGAAGUGGAUUUCAGUGAGAAGAUUUUAACUGUGACACUUUUGGCCGAGAAAACAUAUCCAUGUGACAGCUUGUGUCAGGGUGAUUUGACAGAAUAUGUUGGCAAAGUAGAGAUUGAUAAGCCAAAAAUCAACUAUUUGAACUAUGAGCCAAAGGAGGCUGCAGUAGAUUAUGAAGCUUUCAGUCAUAUUUUAGAAAUAUACGACUUUUCACCAGACCUGGCCACCUGUGAUCUCAUUACAUCAUUCAGGGAGUUUUCGUCUCGAGGAUUUGAUGUCAAGUGGGUUGACGACACUCAUGCUCUUGGUAUAUUCUCUAGUGCUAUAGCAGCCAAGGAAGCUCUGAAAAUGAUACAUCCUCUGUUGAAAGUGAGACCUCUGUCUGAAGCUUCUAAGAAAGGACAGAGCAAAGCCAGACAUUGUCAAGAGUUUCUUCAACCUUAUAAAGCUCGACCAGAAACAACUUCUAUUGCUGCUCGCCGUUUGGUUGCUGGGGCACUGGGUAUGAUGCCUCUAGUGUCAAAGGAGGUCAGAGAUCUGGAGCGAAAAAAGUUGAAGGAAGCCAAAGAAAGGCGUCGUCAGGAGAGACAACAGAAAAUUGAUAUGUGGGAUGGGAGCUUCAAGAAAUGUGCCAUGGAUGAGGAAAACACUGAUUGUCGGUGA